Jatropha curcas is the source of this 1885-nucleotide messenger RNA. It is a transcript of the gene IPT5, whose product is annotated as isopentenyltransferase 5. Gene Ontology annotation, cellular component: mitochondrion. NCBI's taxonomy places the organism in Eukaryota, Viridiplantae, Streptophyta, Magnoliopsida, Malpighiales, Euphorbiaceae. Gene Ontology annotation, biological process: tRNA modification; cytokinin biosynthetic process. Gene Ontology annotation, molecular function: tRNA dimethylallyltransferase activity. The record is from RefSeq and is a predicted model, not a curated record.
AGUGAUAUAUAUCAUCCUCGUGUGUCAUAAUCAUCCUCUUCACGAAACCAUAACAUAUUACACAAUACAAGUGCUUCCUUAUCAUCCAUCUUUUUCAACUGUAAACAUUAAUACUUCAAUUUAUACCCUGUCUGGUUCUCAACCUCAACACACAGGGAAGCCAAAUUGAUAAGCUCUUAAUUUGCUUCGCACAUCCCUAAACUCCCCAUUUCUUCUAACUUGUCUCUGUACUGUGUGCGUCUCUUCCAACUUCUGCAUAAAAAGAGAGCUUCUACAGGCCAUUCUCCCCCCACAAGUCGCGGCAUAUUCAAUAUUAAGGAUUCCUCACGGUCUCUCCUCAAUAAUGAAUAUGAGGUUUUCGGUUUCGGUCCAAAAGCAAAUACAGCCCCUUGUGAAUUUGCAACGGGCCAUAAAUAUAGAGCCUUUUUUCCGCCGAAAAGAUAAGGUGGUGUUCGUUGUCGGCCCAACCGGCACCGGAAAAUCAAGACUGGCUAUCGACCUUGCUACUCGUAUUCCAGCUGAAGUAAUAAAUUGCGACAAAAUGCAAGUUUAUAAAGGCUUAGAUAUAGUCACUAAUAAAGUGACUGAAGAGGAGUGUCGCGGCGUGCCGCAUCAUUUGAUAGGUAUUGUAGAUCCUAAUUCCAAUUUCACUUCAGAUGACUUCCGGCAUCAAGCCUCGGACUCUGUUAAAUCCAUCGUGGCACGCGAUCGGUUACCGAUAAUUGCCGGAGGAUCAAAUUCGUUCAUUGAGGCUUUAGUAAACGAUGAUCAUGAAUUCCGACUAAGAUACGAAUGUUGCUUCCUGUGGGUGGAUGUGUCAUUGCCUGUGCUACAUUCAUUUGUAUCGGAACGCGUCGAUCGAAUGGUGAAAGCAGGGCUUGUCAAUGAGGUCAAAAAAGUGUUUGAUCCUAACAAUACUAAUUACUCUCAGGGAAUUAGACGUGCAAUUGGAGUUCCUGAAUUGGAUCAGUAUUUUCGCAAGGAAGGAAUUGUAGAUACUAAAACUCGAGCCAAGCUUCUUGAUUUAGCAAUUGAAAAGAUUAAAGAGAAUAACUGUAUCUUAUCCUGUCGUCAACUGCAAAAAAUCCACCGACUCUAUAACCGAUGGAGUUGGAACAUGCAUCGCAUCGACGCUACAGAAGUUUUUCUGAAAAAUGGAAAAGAAGCUGAAGAAGUAUGGGAAAAACAAGUGGCAGGGCCUAGCACCAUGAUUCUGGAGCAAUUUCUUUAUGAUGAAGAUCAUAUGGCUACCAUUGUCCCAUCAGAGCGUGUCGCUGUAAGGACUGGUAGUGGGAUGCCUAUUCCAAUUCCGGCAAUGGCGGCGACGGCGGCAGCAGCAACUCGAUAAAAGAAGAUGGUUGGAUGGGUUGUGGUUCUAUUUGGUUUCUUUUUGAUGGUUGAAACAAUUUUGGUGGUGUAAGAAAUAAAAAGGGCAAACGUGGAAAAGGAUUGAUAGGAGUUGGUUUCCGUACGGGAGACAGUUAAUUUUGCUGAUAAAGUUACUGUACUUUUAUAAAAGAUUAAAAAAAAAAAAAAGUUAGCUUUGUCCUGUGUAAUUUACCGUUAAAGAAAAAGAAAAGGAGGGUUGUGAGGUCUGUUACUAGCAAGCCAAGCAACAGUAUUAAUACCCAAAGGAAGUGAUCGUACAGCUGAGGAAAGCAAUCUAGAAAUCCGUGCUGACUGUCCGUACAAGUGUGUGGUGAUAAGCUUUUGAUGUGGGGCCCAUUUUCGUGAUUUGCAGCUGUAAUUUAUUUUUAAUUUUUUUUUUCUGAGAAUAACCAUCUGGAUAGUCAUUUCAUGGUAUAUAUAUAUAUAUAUAUAUAUACACUACUAGUGUGUGUUAAUUUUGUUUUCCUCACUCUGAAAUUCUUAUGCAUUUUGUAUC